AUGACGGCAAACACUAAGUCUGUUGCAUUCUUUGGAGCCAGCACGGGCGUUGGCCUUGCUGCUCUCAAACGGACUCUCGUUGCCGGACACAACUGCAUCGCGCUAUGCCGUGAUCCCUCAAAACUCACAGCUGUCUUCCCUAUGGAAUCAACAAGAAAUCUGAAGAUUAUCAAAGGCAAUGCACACGAUAUCUCCGCCGUGUCGCAGUGUAUCCAAACCGACGAUGGCCGCAUCGUCGAUGUCAUCGUGUCCACCAUUGGCGCCAAACCCCGUGGAAUGGCUGUCGACGAUCCGAACCUUUGCAAAAAAGGCGCCGCCACCCUCCUAAAUGCCAUCGCCGAGCUUCGAAGCACCGGUAUUACCGGAAGUCCACACAUAAUUGGUUGCAGCACAGCGGGCUUCUCCCGCUUCGGCCGCGAUGUCCCUCUCGUUAUGGUGCCCAUCUAUUACCUGUUUGUCAGCGUCCCCGGAGCAGACAAGGUAGUCAUGGAAGAUCGUUUCGCGCAGAGCGGGGAAUCAUUCACAAUCAUUCGGGCGAGCCAUCUUGUUGAUGGCGAGUCGAACAAGACUAUCCGCGUGGGCAUCGAAGAUCCCAAGACCGGUCCGGAGACUAGGGCUAUUGGCUAUACUAUCUCCCGGGAAGAUGCGGGGAGGUGGCUCGUUGAGAACCUUGUCUUGAAGUCAGAUACAAAGUAUUUGAACAAGAAUGUGACCGUCACAUACUGA
Molecule: messenger RNA, 726 nt
Organism: Penicillium egyptiacum
Lineage: Eukaryota; Fungi; Ascomycota; Eurotiomycetes; Eurotiales; Aspergillaceae
Source: the annotation of a GenBank genome assembly